CACGGAUAUCAGACCGCGGCUCUGUGGGCGGAGGCCUCCGUGGCUCCCCACGGCGGAUCCUGAUGAAAAGGCGGCCCAGGUUCUGAGGCGUUUAUUGUCAUGGUGGAAAGUACACGUGUAAAACCGUACCCCACUUCUCAGGGCGGGCCUGAGAUUAAAUCCCUUUUGCAGGGAGGAGUCUCUGGGAAGGAAAGCUCAUUGGCUAGGCCCCCAGGCUUUAGGUGCCUAUUAAAAUGCAGAUUUGUCUUGAGCCUUCUUGACCACAGGUCCCGUCCUCUACCUGUGGAGGGGCCUGGGGCGCUGCUCUAAGUCACUGAUGCCACAAAUCUGUGUGUGUCCGAGGGCUGCAGCCACUGACUGCUGUGCCUGGUGUGCUGGGGCCUGGUGUGCUGGGGCCUGGUGUGCUGGAACAGGCAAAGCUCCUACUCUGGUGCUUGGAGCCUUAGCUCAACCAGGGACCAAGCUACCGUUCAUGGUCGCACAGUUAACUUGGGGGUACGGGGUGGGGGGCGUUAGCCAGCAACGGGGAGGAUUAGAAACGCUCAGCAUUAAGGAGUCAAGGCAUAGUAAAAUUAACUGCGUAUGUGCGUGCGUGUGUGUGGUGUGUGCGUGCAUGUAUGUAUUUGCGUGCAUGUAUGUAUUUGCGUGCAUGCCUAUGUGUGUGGGUGUGUGUUCAUGCGUGCGUGCCUGUGUGUGCGCGUGCAUGUGUGUGUGUGUCUUUCAUUCAUGAAUCUCAGGCUGUUGCUCCUUCUGCAGCAUGGCUUUCAGUACAGAUUACACACACCGGAAACACUAACAACUUUCCUCUUCUCUUGUGUCUCUCUGCCCCGCCGGUCCAGUGGAGUGAUCUUCAGACCGCAGCAGUGCCUUCCCCACCCCUUACCUCCCGUGGGUGCAGCAGAUGGAAGGAGCAGGGGUGGGGAAGUACAAUGCAUAGCGACUGUCUCCGUGGAGCAGACACAGCGGCCUAUCCAGAGGGCAUCCACUCCUUGUGCAGAAUACCCAGAAACAACGAGCCUCCUGGGACCAAACAACCACAAGAUUUUUGGACUUAGAACGCUCAGCUGACCAACACUGCGAGCUGGACUACAGACUCGCACAGCAGUAGAUGUUUCAUUGCUUUGAAUGGAAGAAAUCUUGCUCCAUCAACCACAGAGAGGCUGCUGGCCCACGACAAGCAGGAGAAGUGGAUCCCACCUCUCUCCCUGUGUCCUCCCUUGAAAAGUACCAUUGCACCUGUGAGUAAUGGGCAUUUGCUGUGCACAGAAGCGGGAGAUCUGUCAGGUUUAUGGUGGAUGCUGUUUAAUGCACUUCCUGUAGGUGACCUCCCAACUAAUAUCUUCCGAGAGAAGUUAAAAAGCAGAGAGCAAUGGUUACUAUCUCUGGGUCUUGCCUUCUGUUUUCUCUUUGGACAACUCUGGUCAUAGAGCAUGCUAUGAAGAGACAGGAGGGAGGGACCUUGCUGAUCACUGAGUCUGUGCCACCUCCCCACACUGACCCUGUGUAGCCAUACAUGGGUCGGACUCAUCUGCAUUAAUGAAUUUUCCCUUAGAUUCUGAUGAUCACCUUGACACUUUCUGUAAGGUGUAGGUAACAGUCAGUUCUAUGUAUACAUGGGACGUUGGUUCCAGGCCCCCUCAUCAAUAUCACGUCUGGUCAGGCCUCCUAUGUAAAAUUGUGUAGUGUUCAAUAUUCAAUACAAUGUGGAUUCUAAGAAAAUACAUUGGUUUAUUAGGAAAUCGUGACAAGCAGAUAGAUCUCUGCAUGUUUGAUACAGAAGUAACAUCUUUUAAAUGUCUCUCCGUCCUCCUUCUCCUUUCUCCUUUCAUUUUUCUUCAUCUAUAUCUGUUGCUGUAAAAUUAUAUUAAAUGGCUUUCUUCUACUCCCACUGGGUCUAGCACUGCAGUGCCCCAAGAUAUCUGCUCUUGGCAGAAACUCACAUCCCAGCCCUGGGGCAGCCCAGUGUCUCUGCUGCCACACACUCUUCCAACCUCCAUCCUCCACAUGAGAGAACACACAACACAACAACUCCUGAUCCGAUGGAUAAGAUAUAAUCGCCCAUGUAGACAUACAAGGCCCUGUACACAUCCAUCCCUUAAGAACAUUCAUAACAACCUGUAAAUACACAGAGUGGAAUCUUAACGUCAGCCUCCAUGUCCUCUCCGCGGCUUCUCUACCUUCUCCUCCAGUCUCCAGUCCUUUCCAUUUCAGUCUCCUCCUCUUCCUUCAAGCUUUUCUCCUGCCCACCCUUCCUUCUGUCCGAUGACAGGACUCAUUCUAUCCCGUACCUGCCUCACCUGUAUGACAUCAUCCCGCAUUUCACCCUUUUUGCGUAAUUAAAAAAAAAACUUCUCUCAAAUGUAAGCUGAGCACAACUAUUAUCAUUUUGUAAUUAAAAGCAUAAAAUAUAUCUAACACCCAGUCCAACACUAUAUCAGUUAAGCAGAACAUUUAGUUAUCCGUUCCAGCUUAAGAAAGGCUUAAAAUCUAUGUUAUAUCCUGGCUAGCUUGUAUCCUAUCUGAUAACUAUCUAAUAAAAUAUGUAUUUUCAGAGUUAAACAGCCUGUUAGGUUAUGAGACUAUAAUCAGUCUUCAACCCAGUCAGAAAUCUGAGAAUAACCAACUAUCUAUAAACAUAGGAAGACUAACACGGCUUCCAGACCUGAGAGGUUGUGGAUUUCUGACAUUUUUGAAAACCGUCUAUCUAUAUAGAACAAUCUGGACUGUUUUCCAUUUUUAUCUUAUUAUCUUGAAAGUACACUAGCAAACUCAGAGCCGUGAAUUUUCUAUUUGGCCCUUAACUCACAUGUGUAAUCAGCUCAGAAAUUCGUAAUGGCAUCAAUAGAAGGACUGACUCUAAACCUUGUACUUUUAAAAUUUUUUAACAAAUUCUAUACCAAAGUAAAGAUAUGGUUUUAGCUUAGUUACCAGAUGAGAUUAUGACUGCAUAACUCAAUCUAGCUAAUUCCUCCCUGUUAAAUUACAUGAAUCUCAGCAGCCACAAACCAAAAAUCCUAUUUUCCCAAAAUCUCUCUUUAAUUAUUAAUAUCGUGGGCCCCCUUCCGCUUGUGGGACAGAUCGAUAACUUACUGCAAGUUGAGUAAUGGGCUAUGCAAGCUAUUUACCCUGAUUCCAGGAGGAAGAAGGGAAAGAGCCUACUGAGUGCUGCGAGGGGAGCUCAGGCUGAAGUCAGGACCUGGAAGGUGCUCGUGCCAUUCAAGACUCACUGGCCAAUCAAAGCCUCCAGUCGUGCCAAUCAGAAUAGGAGGCGGGAUCUUCUGCGACCACGCGGCGGAUUCCUCCCGGUAGCUGCCCGGGCUCGAAUCCUCUGUCCUGCAACUGGAUGCUGUGGGGCGCGCUCAGGCAGGCUCUGCAGUUGUGGCAUGGAUGCAGUGACCUAUGAUGAUGUGCAUGUGAACUUGACUCGAGAAGAAUGGGCUUUGCUGGAUCCUUCACAGAAGAAUCUCUACAAAGAUGUGAUGCUGGAGACCUACUGGAACCUCACUGCUGUAGGCUACAAUUGGGGAGACCGUAAUAUUGAAGAACAUUGUCAAAGUUCCAGAAGACAUGGAAGGCAUAAAAGAAGUUCUACUGGAGAGAAGCCCUCUGAAUAUACUCAGUGUGGUAAAGCCUUUGCUUGUCACAGGUAUCCUCAAAGGUGUGAAAGAAUUCGUACUGGAGAGAAACCCUAUGAAUGUAAUCAAUGUGGCAAAGCCUUUGCAUAUCCUGGUCAUCUUCGAAGACAUGAAAGGAUUCAUACUGGAGAGAAACCUUACAAAUGUAAUGAAUAUGGUAAAGCCUUUGCAUUUAGCACUAAUCUCCGAAUACUUAAAGCAACACAUACUGGAGUGAAGCCCUACAAAUGUAACGAAUGUGGUAAAGCCUUUGCACGACACGGUCAUCUCCAAAUGCAUAAAGUAACACAUACUGGAGAGAAACCUUACAAAUGUGAUGAGUGUGGUAAAGCCUUUGCAUAUCAUAGUUAUCUCCACGUACAUAAGAGAACUCACACUGGAGAGAAACCCUAUGAAUGUGAUCAAUGUGGUAAAGCCUUUGCAUAUUAUGGGUAUCUCCACGUACAUAAAAGAAGUCACACUGGAGAGAAACCCUAUGAAUGUGAUCAAUGUGGUAAAGCCUUUGUAUAUCAGGGUUAUCUCCAAGUACAUAAAAGAACUCACACUGGAGAGAAACCCUAUGAAUGUGAUCAGUGUGGUAAAGCCUUUGUUUGCCCUGGUCAUCUUCAAGUACAUAAAAGAACUCAUACUGGCGAGAAACCCUAUGAAUGUGAUCAGUGUGGUAAAGCCUUUGUUUGCCCUGGUCAUCUUCAAGUACAUAAAAGAACACACAUUGGAGAGAAACCCUAUGAAUGUGAUCAAUGUGGUAAAGCCUUUGCACAUCAUUGGUAUCUCCAAGUACAUAAAAGAAUUCACACUGGAGAGAAACCCUACAAAUGUAGUCAGUGUGGUAAAGCCUUUUCACAACAGAGUCAUCUCCAAGUACAUAAAAGGACACAUACUGGAGAGAAAACUUACAAAUGUAAUCAGUGUGGUAAAGCCUUUGCAUAUCCUGGUUAUCUUCAAGUACAUAAAAGAACUCACACUGGAAAGAAACCCUACAAAUGUAAUCAAUGUGGUAAAGGCUAUUCACAAUCAGGUCACCUCCAAGUGCAUACAAGAACACAUACUAGAAAGUAACCCUAUGGAUGUAACCAACGUGGUAAAGUCUUUACAGGUCGGAAUGAUCUUCAGAGAUAGGGUUUGAAUAUGCUUGGCCCAUAGGUAGUGGCACUGUUUGGAGAUGUGGCCUAAGGAACUGUGUCACUGUGGGGCUGGACUUUGAGAUCCUAUGCUUAAGCUCCACCCAGGGCAGAAGAGUCUUCUCCUGGCCGCCUUCUGAUCAAGAUGUAGAACUCUCGGCUCCUACAGGACCAUGUUUGCUUGGACACUGCCAUUCUUCAGCCUUGAUGAUAAUAGACUGAAUCUGUACACCACCCACCAAUUAAAGGUUGUCCUUUAUAAGAGUUGCCUUGGUCAUAGUACAUUUUCACAGCAAUAAAAUCCAAAUUAAGAUAAAAGGCAUAAAAGAUAUUACACCAGAGAGACCCCCUUUGAAUGUGUUGGAUAUAGCAAAGCCUUUGCACAUUUCUAUAGUCCUCACUAUAGCAGAAGUAUUCACACUUCCAUUCCCUGAAACCCUGUGAAUGGAAGCAGUGUACAGCCUUUGCCCUUCACAGUUUUCUCUGGAUGCACAAAAGAACGCAUACUGGAGAAAAACCUUAUGGAUGUGCUCAGUAUGGUAAAGUCUCUCUGUGUUUUGAAAUCUGCAUAGAUCCAUAACAGUUCAAUCACCUGGUCAAAGUAAAGGCCAAGGGUUUGAUGUAGUGAGGCCGGGUGGGUUAGAAGGUUAGGGUUUAAGGUGGUUGGGGUUACAAAGUUAAGGGUUAGGGUUAGAGGGUUAGGGGGAUAGGAUUAGACAGUCAGGGCUGAGGCUGAGCUUAGGGACAGGUUAGGGGUGGAAGGGCAGUUCCGGUCAUGGUUAGGUUAGUGUCAGGAGCCAACAAGCUAAUAACUGGCAGGUGAUCUUCCUGAGAUGGUCUUCCUUGGUUAUAAUAAUCCAUUGCAGAUUUGCUCCCGUAGUCAAGGCCCAGGAGAAAAUCACUCUAGGAAAGAUUCCUGCUAUUAAUAUGCUUUUCCUGUCAUUAAACAUAUGGGACAAUCACUAGGUAUUAGCCUACCAUUUUGAGCAGCUCUCUGCAGAUUUAUGAAGAUUUUCUGUCUUGUUAAGUCCUUUCUGAUAGUCAAAACAGCAAUGAGAGCUCUGCCAGUUCCCCACAUGUUAACGGUUCAUUGCUUCUAGAUGGCAGUCAGAUUUUCUACCUCUCAGAGCACAUUCCAAGAGGUUGUAAAACCGUUCACCAAAGGUCAUCAAAAGGAACUAAUGACUUAUUUUAAGACAGAAGAUAAGAUAUUGCCUGAGCUUAUCCAUACAAAACUUCACCAAUAACUUAGUUACUCGGUUUUAAAAUCUUGAUGAACCUGUGGAAGCUGAGACAGGUGAUGAACGUUUAGCCAGGUAAUUUCUCCUAAUAAUAUGCAUGUAAACAUUCACUGAUGUUAGCUUUUUAUUCAAUGUCUGAUUUAAAUUUCUGUGUAAACUUGUGCUCAACCCUUUAACAUGCGUUCUUCUAUUCUGAAAGAUGUAUAAGUGCUGAGGACAAAGAGAGGAGAGCGAAAUAUUUUCCCUUAUCCCCCUUUUUCAUUCAUUCUGUUUUCCCCCUUUUGCUUAGAGAGCUUUCAUAGGAAACGUUUUACAACUUAGUAAUAAAUGCUAAAAUCACUUUUC
Rattus norvegicus (Norway rat) is the source of this 6342-nucleotide messenger RNA. The record is from RefSeq and is a predicted model, not a curated record. Lineage: Eukaryota; Metazoa; Chordata; Mammalia; Rodentia; Muridae.